Rattus norvegicus (Norway rat) is the source of this 2470-nucleotide messenger RNA. RefSeq names its product poly (ADP-ribose) polymerase family, member 3 (gene Parp3). Gene Ontology annotation, molecular function: NAD+-protein-aspartate ADP-ribosyltransferase activity; NAD+-protein mono-ADP-ribosyltransferase activity; NAD DNA ADP-ribosyltransferase activity. Gene Ontology annotation, cellular component: nuclear body; nucleoplasm; site of double-strand break. Gene Ontology annotation, biological process: protein auto-ADP-ribosylation; positive regulation of double-strand break repair via nonhomologous end joining; DNA ADP-ribosylation. Lineage: Eukaryota; Metazoa; Chordata; Mammalia; Rodentia; Muridae. The record is from RefSeq and is a predicted model, not a curated record.
CUGGGGCGGCGAUAAAGCUAACCCAGCCAGGCAUUUAAAACAUAGGGAAUGGAUUUCCGGCAGCUCUGGAGAGGAGACAGUAUCUGAACCCAGAGCCAAACUCACUGGGCAAAUAACAUGCUGCGUGUGCCUAAUCAAAGCUACAUGAGGGGCGAGUCAGUCCCUGCGGCUUUCGAUAUGUCUAGAUUAGUGUCUUCUCAUCUGUAGGACCGGUCACCAACCUCGGCCUACCCAGCCUCUGACUCACCCCACUAGCGGCCAAAUAACUGGAAUUCUACACCACCCCUAAGCUCUUUCCCCUCCUCUGGUGGUUGCUGGGAAAUCCCUACCAAAGACAAACCGAAAGCUCACGAAGGGUCACUAGAUGGGAGCCCAGACUUGGAACUUGUUUCUUAGGAGGCACACUCAGCAUUCCUAAUACCAGACAGAAUAACAGCCACCUCUUCAAGGUUCCGUUUCUUUUCGGAGAGCCAUGGCUCCAAAACGGAAAUCUUCCAUGCAAACCGAGGGCUCCAAGAAGCAACGACAGGGCACAGGGGAGGAAGGCAGCUUCCGGUCCACUGCCGAGGCUCUCAGAGCAGCUCCUGCUGGUAAUCGCAUCAUCCGUGUGGAUCCCCCAUGUCCACUCAGCGGGAACCCCGGAAUUCAGGUCCACGAGGACUACGACUGUACCCUGAACCAGACCAACAUCGGUAACAACAAUAAUAAGUUUUACAUCAUCCAGCUGCUGGAGGAGGGCGGUCGCUUCUCCUGCUGGAAUCGCUGGGGCCGAGUGGGAGAGGUGGGCCAGAGCAAGAUGAACCACUUCGGCUGCCUGGAAGAUGCAAAGAAGGACUUUAAGAAGAAAUUUUGGGAGAAGACUAAAAACAAAUGGGAGGAGAGAGACCAUUUCGUGGCCCAUCCCAACAAGUACACACUUAUAGAAGUUCAGGGAGAAGCAGAGACCCAAGAGGCUGUAGUGAAGGCCUUAUCUCCCCAGGUGGACGGCCCAGUGAGGACUGUGUUUAAGCCCUGCUCCCUAGACCCUGCCACCCAGAAACUCAUCACCAACAUCUUCAGCAAAGAGAUGUUCAAGAACGCUAUGACCCUCAUGAACCUGGAUGUGAAGAAGAUGCCCUUGGGAAAGUUGAGCAAACAGCAGAUUGCUCGUGGCUUCGAGGCCUUGGAAGCUCUAGAGGAGGCCAUGAAAAACCCCACAGGGGACGGCCAGAGCCUGGAAGAGCUGUCCUCCUGUUUCUACACUGUCAUCCCACACAACUUCGGCCGUAGCCGACCUCCACCCAUCAACUCCCCUGACAUUCUUCAGGCCAAGAAGGACAUGUUGCUGGUGCUAGCGGACAUCGAGCUGGCGCAGACCUUGCAGGCAGCCCCUGGUGAGGAGGAGAAAGUAGAAGAGGUACCCCAUCCACUGGAUCGAGACUACCAGCUCCUCAAGUGCCAGCUUCAACUGCUGGACCCUGGGGAGUCCGAGUACAAGGCCAUACAGACCUACUUAGAACAGACUGGCAACGGCUACAGACGCCCAGACCUGCAGCAUGUUUGGAAAGUGAACCGAGAAGGGGAGGGAGACAGGUUCCAGGCCCACUCCAAACUGGGCAAUCGGAGGCUGCUGUGGCAUGGCACCAACGUGGCCGUGGUGGCUGCCAUACUGACCAGUGGGCUCAGAAUCAUGCCGCAUUCAGGUGGUCGUGUUGGCAAGGGUAUCUAUUUUGCCUCGGAGAACAGCAAGUCAGCUAGCUAUGUUACUGCCAUGCGCUGUGGGAGCCACCAGGUGGGCUACAUGUUCCUGGGCGAGGUGGCCCUCGGCAAAGUGCACCACAUCACCAUGGAUGAUCCCAGCUUGAAGAGUCCACCCCCUGGCUUUGACAGCGUCAUCGCCCGAGGCCAAACAGAGCCUGAUCCAGCCCAGGACAUUGAACUACAGCUGGAUGGGCAGCCCGUGGUGGUGCCUCAAGGCCGACCUGUGGCAUGCCCAUCCUUCAAAAGCUCCAGCUUCAGCCAGAGUGAGUACCUCAUCUACAAGGAGAGCCAGUGCCGUCUGCGCUACCUGCUGGAGAUUCACCUCUGAGCUGCUUGCCCUCCCCAGGUCCUGCCCUGGCGGGCCACGAUCUUCACCCUCCUCUCUCUGACUCUCAUAUCAUAUCACUUUGUCUGCCUCCCAAGAAUACAGCAUGUGCCAGGCACACUGGCACACACCCGUAGCCUCAGCUACUUGGGGCGGAGGCAAGAAAAACACUUUACCCUGAGAUUUGGAGUCCAGCCUAGGCUACACAGUAAGACAUGUCUCAAAAAAAAUUACAACGGUUAAGAGCCCUGACUGCUCUUCCAGAGGUCCUGAGUUCAGUUCCCAGCAACCACAUGGUGGCUCACAGCCAUCUGUAAUGGGUCUGAUGCCCUCUUCUGGUGUGUCUGAGGACAGCAACAUUGUACUCACAUAUAAUAAAUAAAUAAAUCUUUAAAAAGAAUCACA